Owenia fusiformis is the source of this 2075-nucleotide messenger RNA. The record is from the annotation of a GenBank genome assembly. Lineage: Eukaryota; Metazoa; Annelida; Polychaeta; Sabellida; Oweniidae.
AUGAGUACGAUGGAGAUGUCAUAUUUAAAACCAGGGAGAUCGUACCAAACGGGGGAGACAUUGGAUUCACCAUGUUCAGAUGCUAUGAGCAACACCGAGAGCACAGCACCAUUAACAGAAUUAGCAGAUCGAGAUGAUAUCGAGGCUACGGGGGCGGAUAUGACGUCAGACAGGGGCAACUGGUCCGGAAAGUUCGACUUCUUGCUGUCCCUUCUCGGGUACUCUGUUGGAUUGGGAAAUGUAUGGAGGUUCCCUUAUCUAGCAUAUAGCAAUGGUGGAGGCGCUUUUUUGCUACCUUUCCUUGUGAUGUUGAUGUUAGUUGGGAUACCAUUGAUGUUUAUGGAGCUGGCUUUUGGACAAUUUGCAAGUCUUGGACCUGUUGCAAUAUUCCAGAGAUUUUGCCCUUUGUUUCAAGGUGUUGGGUAUGGUAUGAUCAUAGUGUCUAGCAUCGUGGCCCUGUACUAUAACAUGAUCAUCGCCUGGACCCUUUUCUAUCUAUUUGCAUCCUUCACAGAUGUUCUCCCGUGGGAUACAUGUGGACCCGGAUGGAGCUCGAAUAACUGUUACUCGUAUAAAGAAGCUGACUAUUGCCAACAAACUAAUGGCAGCCUUUACUACAAUAAGACGUGCUUCAACAACACCAUGGUAGAACGCUACAGCAUUGCCAGCCUCACUGUCAACAUGACUAAAAGACCCCCGGCUGAAGAAUAUUUUGAAAACUAUGUGCUGGCUAUUUCAAAGGGUAUGGACGAUAUGGGUCCAAUACGCUGGCAGUUGGCGCUUUGUCUCCUUUUGGCUUGGCUUAUCGUCUUUCUGUGUCUAAGUAAAGGAGUACAGUCCUCAGGAAAGGUCGUUUAUUUCACUGCGUUGUUUCCAUACGUGGUGCUUAUCAUCUUAUUCUUCCGGGGCGUAACGUUGCCUGGGGCGGGGGAGGGAAUACGGUUCUACCUCACGCCAGAUUUCUCAAGGCUCAAAACUGCCAAGGUUUGGACUGACGCGGCAGUGCAGAUCUUCUUCUCACUAAGUCCAGCAUGGGGUGGUCUCAUCACACUGGCCAGUUACAAUAAGUUCUACAAUGACUGCUUCAAAGAUGCGAUGAUAGUGUCUAUUAGCAACAUUAGUACCAGUAUAUUUGCUGGAUUUGUCAUAUUUAGCAUUGUCGGCUAUCUUGCUCAUGAGAUGAAAACUGAUGUCGGUAAAGUUGUUGACCAAGGUGCCGGGCUUGCCUUCAUUGUUUACCCCGAGGUAGUAACUAGACUACCAGUGUCUCCAGUAUGGGCCGUGCUGUUCUUUGUGAUGCUUCUCACAUUAGGACUCGAUAGUAUGUUUGCUUUGCUAGAAACUGUCACCACUGCUUUACUAGAUAAGUUCCCAGACUACAGAGAACGUAAGACGUGGAUCGUCCUUGCUAUGUGCACUCUGGGAUACAUCGGGGGCCUCACUAUAUGUACAAAUGGUGGAAUGUACAUGCUACAAUUAAUGGACUCAUAUGCAGCGAGCUGGUCUGUCUUUCUACUGGCAAUAAUAGAAUCUGUCCUUAUAGGAUGGGUAUAUGGUGCUGAGAGAUUCUGUGUCGAUUGUGAAACUAUGCUGGGACCCAAGAGUUAUCUCUGGAAGACAUUCUUUUCUAUAUUCUGGAAGGUACUUAGCCCUGGGACCCUCCUAUUUCUGCUGAUAUUCAAUUGGGUGCAGUACCGUCCUAUAACCUAUGGACAUUAUGUCUACCCAGCUUGGGCCAAUAUCCUUGGCUGGUUGAUGGCUCUAAUGCCUGUUCUCAUUGUACCAACAGUAGCAAUCUACAAAAUAUGCACAACUUCUACUGAUAAGACUAUACUGCAGAGAAUUUCCAUACUUCUGACUCCCACAGAUGAAUGGGGUCCGGCACAUAAGGUGAACAACAUGUCGUUAGGGAUCACAGAGGAGGUGCACAGUUUGGGGGUUCACCUCAAGGCGGAAACCUAUGACAAUCCAAAUUUCAAUAAAUACACAUAUGAAAAUGUCCAACCAAAGUAAUAGUAUUCACUUGUAGGCAAUAUAAAUAUGAUUCACAUAUUUAAAUAGGUACAUAGAUAUAC